CGGCGCCAGCAGCUGCGAGGCCCCAGAAGCACAUCCCGGGAAGAAAAAUGCGUUGUGGACCCCUGUGCCGAUUCCUGUGGCUUUGGCCCUAUCUGUCCUACAUUGAAGCUGUGCCCAUCCGAAAAGUCCAGGAUGACACCAAAACCCUCAUCAAGACGAUUGUCACCAGGAUCAAUGACAUAUCACACACGCAGUCCGUCUCCUCCAAACAGAGGGUCACUGGUUUGGACUUCAUCCCUGGGCUCACCCCUGUCCUGAGUUUGUCCAAGAUGGACCAGACAUUGGCGAUCUACCAACAGAUCCUCACCAGUCUGCCUUCCAGAAAUGUGAUCCAAAUAUCUAAUGACCUGGAGAACCUCCGGGACCUUCUCCACCUGCUGGCCUCCUCCAAGAGCUGCCCCUUGCCCCAGGCCAGAGCCCUGGAGACCUUGGAGAGCCUGGGCGGCGUCCUGGAAGCCUCCCUCUACUCCACGGAGGUGGUGGCCCUGAGCAGGCUGCAGGGGUCUCUGCAGGACAUGCUGCGGCAGCUGGACCUCAGCCCUGGGUGCUGAAGCCUUGAAAACCUCUCUUCCCAAAGCUGAGGGAAGAAACCUGAGCUUCCAGGUGUCUGCAGGAGAAGAGAGCCUGUGUGGACAUCCUUUAUGCAGGCCUGCGGGUCAUUUCUCUGUCACUCCUCUAAGCCGCUCUUCUUCCAAAGGCAGAAAACUCCAAGGCAGGAAACCAGAGAUAUAAAUACAUGGUUCCGUGCCCACCGGGAAGGAGGGCCCAUCCAGCAAACAGUGGACUAGGUCUGGGAUUUUCACAGAAGCCUUCCUCCCUGUUCCGUCUCCCUCUCACUGCAUGCUUCACCGUGACCCGGGGUGAUUUUAGACCCUUUGCACGAUCAAGCAAGAUUCCCUCUGAAAAUCCGGGGAGCAUCGUGAAGGCUAUAGGCACACACAGCUGGAUACUCCCACGCAACACAAGUUGGAAGCAUUUACUUAUUUAUUAUGCAUUUUAUUCUGGAUGGAUUUGAAGCCAAACGCCAGCUUUUCCAGGCUCUUUGGGGUCAGCCAGGGCUCAGGAUGCUGCUGGGGUGCUGUUUCCAAUCCCAUCAAUGGGCCUGACCAAGGCAAACCCAUUUUGACUGACUUGAGGGUCCUCAAGUCAGUUUUCUAGAGACUGGCUUUGUUUCUACUGUGAUUGACUUUUUUUUAUUUUUUAUUUUUUUUGGGCUGCGUUGGGUCUUCGCUGCUGCGGGUAGGCUUUCUCUAGUUGUGGCGAGAGAGGGCUACUCUUCGUUGCCGUGCGCAGGCUUCUCAUUGCGGUGGCUUCUCUUGUUGCGGAGCACGGGCUCUAGAGCACAGGCUCAGUAGAUGUGGCGCACGGGCUUAGUUGCUCCACGGCAAGUGGGAUCUUCCCGGACCAGGGCUUGAACCCGUGUCCCCCGCAUUGGCAGGUGGAUUCUUAACCACUGCACCACCAGGGAAGUCCUACUGUGACUAACUUUAAAUUACAGUGUUUGCAAUGGCAUUGCCCUGAAUGGAUCUCGACGUGCCAGGUUAUUUUUUAAAAGAAGAAGAUGAAUUUUGUCAAGUGUAACAUAUAGCCGUGUGCAACGGGAGGUAGGGAACGUGUUGGUGGGAGGGGGAAGAAUCCAGAAUGUAUUUUCUGAAUAACAUUUGUCUGAUGGGCUCUCUGGGUGGGAUGAGGUCAUUUUCUCAUCUUCGUGGUUUUCAUGAAGAGGCGAUGACUCCUUCAGGAGGGUUGUGGUGUUUCGCCAGCCGCCCAUGGUCAGAGUGGUGAGGGGGCUGAAGCUGGAGAUUGUUGGGGCAGUGGUGGGCUCUGGCCUUCUCUGACUGCUAGAGAGUGGUCUUGCUUAUCAGGGAGUGAGGACCCCACAUUGGAGACAGGGAUCCCCAGAGCAGGGGUCCUUGGCGUGGGCCUUCGAAUGGUCUGGGUUGAUCCCACACCGGGUUUAUAACAUGGUAGUGUCCCUACUUGGGUUUUGCAUGCUCACCCAAAGCAAGGCCAUGUUUCCCAUCCAUUUGGGAAGGAUUUUUAUUCUAGUGGGAGGGUGAAAUCUAUAGGGGGUCUGUGGGCUUUAGCAGAUGGUCCCAAGACCUGGGUCAACACUGGGUCAGGGAGUCCCAGGACCCCAGGACCAGCCUCCAGCAGCGCCCUUCUCGCUAGAGGUCAUGUCCAGUAGAACAAACGAGGGGGCUUGGGUUUCGCACCAUCCUGUCACUGUGAUGCAGUCAUCGCAUUACAGGAGGUGGAUCUGUCCAAGGAAAUUGGAAUCUAAGCAACCAGUUUUCAGACUGAGCACCUGCUUGUGCUCAGCCCCCACUGGUGCCGUGGGCUGAGAACCUCACCAAAUAAAUAUUAAAUCCAGCCCUACCCUCAGGGACCUUCCAUUCCAGAUGGUAAAAUCCCACUCAAGAGCGUGCAGAGGCUGUCGUUUCACCAUGGCAACCGAGCAGCUGAGACACAGUGCGGUCCUCAGCAGGUGGGAAAUGCUGAGCUGAGGAGGGAGGUGCCCAGGACCCACAGGCUAAUCCUGCUUGCACUCGGUAGCAUUUUUACUUUUCAGGGCAUGUCAGCAUCUGUUACUGUGAUGCCACAUCCCUUUGAAGCAGGAUAGCUGAGAAUUUAAAAGUAAUAAGAUACUUAAGACCAUAACAGCAGACAGGUGGCAGGACCAGGACUAGAACCCAGGUCCUCUGACCCCCACAGCGUGUCCCUUGAGCCAGGUAAUGGUCUCUGGAGAUACGAACAGGGUUGGGCAGGGAGAACUGGAGUGCUUGCUGGAAGAGAGGAGUUCCGAGGCCGAUUUUGCAGGAGGUGAGGGAAGUGAAUUGCCUGGAGGGAGGAGGCUGUUUUAUUGAAGCUUUGGUGCUGAGACACCAAGGUGACAGGGUAAUUAGCCAGUUACAAAGGAAGGCAGAGAAUGGAAAGAUGGGAGGGGAAGGGUCAUGUUGAAGAGGACUUCAGCGGUAAAGAUGUUUGCUACUGAAAGAGUCAAAAGUUCUAGAGUGAGACUCAUGUGAUGGACAGAGUCAGACCUGCUCUGGAAAAUAAGUCCUGAUAAUUACAGCCACCCAGUCAGGCUGGGGUGUUUUAAGCCUUUUGCUCACAAAACCUGGCACUAGGGCUCAUUCCCAGAGUGUGAAGCUUCCAAAAUGUAAACGAUUGUGUUUUUCUGUAACAUAAAACAAUUUUUUUGUUCCAAAAAGUCCAAAUAAAUUUCCU
Molecule: messenger RNA, 3231 nt
Organism: Lagenorhynchus albirostris (white-beaked dolphin)
Lineage: Eukaryota; Metazoa; Chordata; Mammalia; Artiodactyla; Delphinidae
Gene: LEP
Product: leptin
Exons: 3
Coding region: 48-551 (167 amino acids)
Biological process (GO): positive regulation of phosphatidylinositol 3-kinase/protein kinase B signal transduction; activation of protein kinase C activity; positive regulation of receptor signaling pathway via JAK-STAT
Cellular component (GO): extracellular region
Molecular function (GO): peptide hormone receptor binding; hormone activity
Source: RefSeq, a predicted model, not a curated record